AUAAAAUAUAAUUUGUUUACAAAAACAAAAAACCCCUUUCCUUCCUUUCUCUUCUCCUUCCUACCUACAGACUCACACACCCACAGGCCAGUCGGACGAAUGGCAGGACGUAAUUAACGUGGUUGUUUAGUGGAGUGUGAGGAGCGAGAAAAACAAGCUCACGUCAAGUGAGUGAAAUUUUUGAAUUUUGAUUUGAGGGUAGGGGAAAGGGGGCGGGAAAAUCUGCAAGUCAUUGUUUCUCUGCCUCUAUAAAACCCAAACAAACAUACAGGCAACAGCCGAGAAUCCUGAGUCCUCAUCGGGAACAAACAGCUCCCGUCCCUUCCAUUCCAUUUUCUUCUGAUUUCUCCUUCUCUUUCCCCUCCGCCUCCUUCUCCUCCUCCUCCUCCUCCUCCUCCUUCUUCUUCGUCUAUACUUUUGCAUCUCAGCAUCCAGCUCUCCGAUUCCAGGAUUUCCACAACUGAUGGCGGUAAGACUCUUUACACUUACCUUUAAUCAUCUAGGUUUUCCCUCUCCUUCCAUUGAAAUCUCCAAACCUUAUACUGAUUGAUUGUUUUCUGUUGAUCAAAUUUGAUCUCGUUUCUUUGUGUGUACCGUUCCUUGCUUCUUUCUGUAUGUAUGUAUGUUUUAGUGUAAACUUCAAACUAGAUCCAGACUCAUGGAUUCGAACGAGAUUUCGAUUCAUUUUCUAAUUAGAAUCUAACAAACUGUAGCUCGAUUUCUUUUUAAUUAAUUCUCUAGGAAAUUACCGCCUGCCUGCGUAUUCUAUGGUUAUGUUGUUUGUGUUCCUUUGUAUCUUCCUUCCUGAUUGGUGCGAUUGUGUUUCAUCAACCAACCGGGAUAACCGAAUUAGAAUUGUGGUUUCAUCAAUUGGAAUUGGCAGAUGGAUCUCAAGGCGGCACUAUAUAUUCUCUAGGUUUUUCGAGCUGCAGAGGCUCAAUCCUUUUACGGGAGACCAGAAACCAAGCCAAGAGCAGUUGGAUCUUGCAGAGGGCAUUAGGGAGGCUAUCAUGCUCAAGUACAAGGGCCUGCUGAGGUUCAAGAACAACCCCAACCUCCAUCUCAAAUUUGACCACAACAAAGCUACUGAUCUUGUUGACGUUCCAAUCACAAUGGACGAUAUUGGCGGCGCUCGAGAGGUUAGCAUUCAUGUUGCACGUGCUGUUCUCCAAGCAAGCGUGAUCCCGCCUGCCAUAUCUACUGAUGAAGAAUCUUAUGCGGUGGCUGAGAAGUUGGAACAACUGGGACUUGAAAUCCGUCGUGCCGAAACAUUUGCUAAUGACAAUGCAACGGACUGUAUUGCAUCUCUAAUGGAUCUGGAGGAAGAAAACAAAUUCUCGCCAACAAUGUAUGCCAAAGUUCAUAGAGUGGCAAAGAAUUUUCUGUUCCUCAAGAUUGCAGUGGAGAAGAAGAAAUGCUUGGAGUUAAGGAAGCAAGCUCUGCUCAAUGCAUCGAAGGCGUAUGGCGAGCCACAGUAAGUAAGUAAGAAAGAGAGAUAUGAUAUGAAUUCGGAAACUGAAACUGUCAGUAGAACUAUGUUACUUUGUUUUGUUUGUACUAGAUGAAUCGUUCGUUCAUAUCUCAUGAACAUGAACAUGAACAUGAAUAGGUUGGCUGUGUUUGUUUGUUUGUGUUGUUGCUAUGGUUGAAAUAGAUGGCUGUAAUGUUGUUAUAUAAUGAACGGAUGGUAGUGUUGUGAAUGUUGACAAUAUUGGGUUGUGGAGGCAAUGUUACUUGUUGCGUUGACAAUCAGAAAUCAGCUGGGUUCGGUGCUUCAGAGUUUGCAGUAGCAGCAGCUGCUGUAAAAGAGGACAAAAAUGCAGCAGCAGCAGCUGCUGGUGUUCCGUUUCGUGUAUAACAGAGAAGAUGAAACACACAUUGCAGCUUCAUUUGCAUCCUCCACUUCCUCCUCUCAACUUAUACUCUAUUAGAAACAGUUAGUUCAUCUUCCUCCAGGCAAAAGCAAGAUCAGAGUGGUGUAUUGGUUCAAAACGAAGAUAGUUGAAGAAAGGAGGAAGGGCUUUUCGAUCGAAUUGCGAUAUAUAAUGGUGUGGCUCUGUGCAUCUAGUGUUUAUCCAUGUGUAUAAGCAGUAUGUUACGUGGCUUACAAUUAUGAAGGGCGGGAUAUACGGGGAAUGGAUGAUGGAAGGUAAAGUGGGUUAGCAGAAAAGAAAUCGAGGAGUAUAUCGAGUGUGGUGAAUCCAGCCGAAUCCAGCCGAGCAAUCAGCUUCUUCUCCAAUGAAUCUGAGGUGGAAGAGGGGAGAAACUCCACCAGCCUCUAAAUUUCCUCUGAAACUCUACCAACAGCUGAAGUCGGCCAAUGCGCGGAGGUUACCCAUUGAAUUGGGGAUGGCAAAGGUUGCCAAUGGAAUUUGGAUAUUCUUUUGUUUUACGCAAUGGAAAGUUUGUGAGGAAGAAUUUUUUUUUUUUAAUUAAAAAUGACGUGUCAU
This is a messenger RNA of Linum trigynum, 2450 nucleotides long. The record is from the annotation of a GenBank genome assembly. NCBI's taxonomy places the organism in Eukaryota, Viridiplantae, Streptophyta, Magnoliopsida, Malpighiales, Linaceae.